AUGUUUGAUGAUGUCGACAAGGCAUGGGACAAUUGGAAAGAUAAAUUUAUAUCAAUUGUCGACAAUCAUGCGCCACUAAGAACUAUACGUGUAAGAAAUAAACCAGUUCCUUGGAUUAACAAUACGAUCAAAUUUCAGUUGUAUCAAAGAGAUAUGCUGAAGAAAAUUGCUAAGCGUACUGGAAAGCCGGACGAUUGGACCAACUAUAAGAAAGCUCGCAAUAAAACAAAUUCAGACGUGAUCACUGCGAAACGUCGUUGUUAUCAAAAUAAAUUAAACGAGUUUAAAGACGACUCAAAAG
This is a messenger RNA of Paramuricea clavata, 301 nucleotides long. The record is from the annotation of a GenBank genome assembly. Lineage: Eukaryota; Metazoa; Cnidaria; Anthozoa; Malacalcyonacea; Plexauridae.